GACAUACUACUCCACGACCGAAAUGGGAACACUUCUUAACACAUACCAACAAAUGCCAUGCACUACUUUCAACCGUAUGUUUGCGAUAAUUUACAGUUUUGCCAUCCUCGCCCUUAUCUAUCACCAUUUCCUCACCCUGAUCCACCACUCCACCGCCUUCAUCUCCGUCGUCACCGCCACCUCCCUCCUGAUCUCCGAUCUUAUCCUCGCCUUCAUGUGGGCCACCACCACCUCCUUCCGCCUCCGCCCUAUCCUCCGACAAGUUUACCCCGAAAACUUAGAGAAAGUCCUCCGCAAACAAGACUUUCCAGCCAUAGACAUAUUCAUAUGCACCGCGGAUCCCUACAAAGAGCCACCUAUUAACGUCGUUAACACCGCGUUGUCUCUUAUGGCUUAUGACUACCCUCCGGAGAAGAUGUCGGUGUAUGUUUCGGAUGAUGGCGGUUCUGAGCUUACUCUUUUUGCUUUCAUGGAGGCUGCAAAGUUUGCAGAGAUUUGGCUUCCAUUUUGUAGGGAUAGUAACAUCAUGGAUAGACGUCCAGAAGCUUAUUUUAACUCCAAUAACCAUGGGAAGCUGGAUGAGCAUGAGAUCGAGGAGAUUAAGUCUAUUUAUGAGAGUAUGAAGAAAAGAAUCAAGAGUGUUGUGGAGAGAGGUGAAAUAUGCCUUGACUACAUUACGGAUGAACAACAACGUCAAAUUAUCAACAAGUAUCGGACCCCAGGGUUUGGUCGCGUAAACCAUCCCACCAUCAUACAGGUAUUAAAAGAGAGUGCAAAAGAAGUAGACAACAAGGGUCAAUUGAUGCCAAAUCUUGUAUAUGUCUCAAGAGAAAAAAACAAAAACUUCCCACACCGUUUCAAGGCUGGGGCUCUCAAUUCCUUGCUUCGAGUAUCGGCUGUUAUGACCAAUGCCCCUAUAGUUCUUACUCAAGAUUGUGACAUGUAUUCUAAUGAUCCUCAAACACUUAAGAGGGUGUUGUGUUAUAUUUCUGAUCCGUUAACUCGGCCCAGAUUAGGAUAUGUCCAAUUCCCUCAACGUUAUCAUGGGGUCAACAAAGAUGACACCUAUGGUGGUGAAGUAUUGCGUUUAUUUGUAGUGAACGCGGUUGGGAUGGAUGGUUUACAAGGCCCUAAUAAUUUUGGAAGCGGGUGCUUCUUCCUUCGUCGGGCUUUCUUUGGAGGGCCCACAUCCAUGUUGCAACCAGAAAUACAAGAACUAAGACCGGAUCACGUGGUGAAGAAGCCAAUUACCGCACCACCAGUUAUAGAAUUGGCUCACCAUGUGGCUGGAUGCAACUAUGAAAACGACACCAAGUGGGGUUUCCAAAUGGGAUUUAUGUAUGGGUCACUAGUAGAGGACUAUUUCACUGGAUAUCGAUUACAAUGUGAAGGAUGGAAGUCUAUCUUUUGUCACCCGAGGAGACCGGCCUUUUUGGGCGAUGUUCCAAUCUGUCUCAACGAUGCAGUCAGUCAAACAAAGAGAUGGGUUAUUGGGCUUCUUGAAGUCAACUUCUCAAAAUACAGCCCAAUGGUUUUUGGAGCCCAAUGCAUGGGCUUUGUUAUGGGUUUAUGCUAUGCACAUUCUGGUUUAUGGGCCAUUUUGUCUAUUCCCAUCAUAAUAUACUCUUUCCUUCCUCAAAUUGCCCUUUUAAAUGGAGUUUACAUAUUCCCAGAGGUCACGGAUCCAUGGUUCUUGUUGUACGUUUUCCUCUUUCUUGGAGCCUAUGGUCAAGAUUGUUACGACUUCAUCUUAUUCGAUAGCACAUACAAGAGAUGGUGGAAUGAUCAAAGGAUGUGGUUGAUAAAGGGACUCUCAUCUUACCCAUUUGGGCUUGUGGAGUACAUAAUCAAACAAUUAGGGAUAGCCACACAGGGAUUCAAUGUAACAAGCAAAGUGCAAGAUGAUGAACAAACCAAGAGGUAUGAUCAAGGUCUCAUGGAGUUUGGGAGUCACUCCCCGUUGUUCGUACCUUUCACAACUGCGUCGAUUGUCAACCUAUUCGCGUUGAUCUUUGGGAUGAUUCGUCUCUUGAACGACUCCAGUUUGGAAAAGUUGUCUGCGCAAAUGUUUAUUGCUGGUUUCGGGGUGUUGAACAGUUGGCCGGUUUACGAAGCUAUGAUACUAAGGAGUGACGAAGGAAAGAUGCCGGUUAAAACCAUCUUUAUAUCAAUCUGUUUUGCGUUGGUUUUAUGUGGCGGAGCUUUUAUCGUACUAUAAACCAUAGUUCAUGCUGCGAGUAGUGUACGAUAUUUCAUGUAUAAGCAUCAAAAUAUCACAUUAGUGUUUGAAUUCAAAACCAACAAAACUUGAAGCAAGCACGCAGUAUGUUGAUACGAUUAAGCAAUAAAAUGUGAGAUUUAGAAAGCA
Messenger RNA from Helianthus annuus (common sunflower), 2368 nucleotides. RefSeq names its product cellulose synthase-like protein G3. The coding region runs from base 23 to 2218 and encodes 731 amino acids. Lineage: Eukaryota; Viridiplantae; Streptophyta; Magnoliopsida; Asterales; Asteraceae. Gene Ontology annotation, cellular component: plasma membrane; trans-Golgi network. Gene Ontology annotation, molecular function: cellulose synthase (UDP-forming) activity; mannan synthase activity. The transcript is spliced from 6 exons. The record is from RefSeq and is a predicted model, not a curated record. Gene Ontology annotation, biological process: cellulose biosynthetic process; plant-type primary cell wall biogenesis.